Molecule: messenger RNA, 4456 nt
Organism: Cottoperca gobio
Lineage: Eukaryota; Metazoa; Chordata; Actinopteri; Perciformes; Bovichtidae
Gene: lamb3
Product: laminin subunit beta 3
Exons: 23
Coding region: 151-3648 (1165 amino acids)
Biological process (GO): tissue development; basement membrane assembly; animal organ morphogenesis
Cellular component (GO): laminin trimer
Source: RefSeq, a predicted model, not a curated record
UGCGCCUUAUAGUGCGGAAAAUACGAUGUUGAUGUUAAAACAGCCACUUAUACUUUUUAAGGAUUUAAAUAUAUCUUCCAUUUACUAGUACAAUCAAAGUUGUCGAUAUCUUGAAAUACAAUUUCUACUAGUAAGAAGGAGAAACGCAACAUGAGAAUACUUUUACUUCUAGCUGCCAUAGCUGCAGCAUCACAGGCCCAGACAGACUGCUCACGGGGGGCUUGUUACCCGCCCAGCAAUGACCUUCUGCUGGGCAGGGCUCACCUGCUCCAUGCCUCCUCAACAUGCGGCCUCACAGGCUCUGAGGUCUACUGCACCCCAUACCAACAGAGGAGGAUGAAGUGUUGUCCAUGUGACUCCAGGAACCCAAACUCUCAGCUGGCCCACACUGUCCAAGAUGCCCUAUCCACUUCUGGACCAGAGAGAUGGUGGCAGUCCAAGAAAGAGGUGACACCGGUCACUCUCCAGUUGGACCUGGACAACCUGUUCCAGCUGGACAACCUGGUGCUCAGCUUUAAGGGUCCUCGUCCCAGUGCCUUUGUUAUAGAGAGGAAACAAGAUGAUGGCAGGGCGUGGCAGCCCACCCUCUACUUGGCUACAGACUGUGAAAAAGCUUUUCCUGGCAUCCCCACAACAACGCCUCUGACUCUGGACGAAACAUACUGCUACACACUGCCCCCUACUGGAGCGGACCCAUACCAAGAUCACACUAUCCAAUACAGUCCUUUGCGUCAGUAUGCUUAUGUCCCAGCUCUCAAAAGUCAAAAAAUUGAAGAUGUGUCUGCGUUAACGGGGCUGAGGGUGAGGCUGACAGAGCUCGGCGAUGUGCCACGUCUACCAGGCAGAGCUCUCAGUAAGUUUUACGCCCUGAAGGAGAUGAAGGUGAUGGGCAGCUGUAUGUGCCAUGGACAUGCCAACCGAUGCCUGCCAGAAGCCUACAACAGCCCACUGUCCAACAGCAUACAGGUGAAUCCUCAGUGUGACUGCCAGCAUAACACAGCAGGUGUGAACUGUGAGCAUUGUGCUGAUCUCUACAAUGAUCUGCCCUGGAAACCUGCAGAGGACGGCAACACUCAUACCUGCAAACGCUGCGAGUGUAACAACCACGCCCAGCGCUGUCGUUUUGACCAUGCGGUGUACGAGGCCAGCGGGCAGAGGAGUGGAGGUGUGUGUGAGGGUUGUAUGCACCACACCACAGGGCCAAAGUGUGACCAGUGUGCCACAGGCUACCAGCCAAACCCUCGUAGUCAAAUGGACCGCCCUGAUGCCUGCAUACGCUGUAUCUGCAGUGCUGAGGGGACAGUAAAUGGGGGCCGGUGUGACGACAGCACAGGCUCAUGUCAGUGUAAAGUGAAUGUUGAAGGUCCCCGCUGUGACCGCUGUAAGACAGGCUACUACGACCUGAGCACCUCCAACCCUCUGGGCUGCUCCAAGUGUUCCUGUUCUGCAGACGGGUCACUGUCAGAGGUUUGUGACCCGAUGACCGGCCAGUGUCCCUGUCGUACCCACUUCCACGGCCUGACCUGUGAAGUGUGUUCAAAAGGCUACUGGAAACCUUCCCUAUCAGGACGCUGCAAACCCUGCAACUGUGACCCCACCAGGUCAUACAGUGAUACGUGUGACCAGGUGACAGGUCAGUGUCAGUGCAGACCAAGCUUUGGAGGCCAAACAUGUAGCGAGUGCCCAGACAACACAUACGGAGACGCUCUCACAGGCUGCCGAUUGUGUCGGUGCGAUGCUGAAGGAACACUUCCAGAAGUUUGCGACAAGCAGACAGGAGCAUGUUUGUGUCGGCUGGGCGUCACAGGAACUCGCUGUGACUCCUGCAGUCCAGGACACUGUGACUCCUUCCCUGGCUGCGAGACAUGUCCUUCCUGCUUCUUCACCCUGGACGCCCAGAGAAAGAACCUCAGCUUAGCUCUGGAGAGACUCUCCCCCAGCCUCCCUUCUCGUCCUGGAGGUGCUGGUGAUCUUGGAAACUUUGGACCUCGCAUCCGCGUCCUGGAGAACAACCUGAACUUGAUCCGGGACUCCAUCACCCUUCCACCAAGUACUGUCAGACUGAUCGAUGAUGCUCUGUCCCAACUGGACAAGCUCAGGGACCAGGAGGACAAGGUUAACAAUGACCUUUCACCGCAGGAAAGAACCCCUAGUCUGGACUCAGAGCUUGACAAACUGCAAGCUCUGCUGGACAGCCUCACUCUGGUGUACAAAGCCAAGAAAGACGCAAAGGAGAACUCUGUCAAUCAAAAUAAUGCAGGAGCAUUUUCUGCCAUCAAGAACGCCUAUGAUGAGUCUACAGAUGCAUCUAAGAAAGUGGACGGCACUGGAAAGCCAGUGAAGGAAUCAGCUGAUAUCAGAGAAGAGACUAUGGACCUUCAAAACCAAGUACAGCCAGGAAACACCAGAGACCUGAACAAACUGAACCAGAGCAUGGCCUCCCGACCGGACCUCACUCCUGCUGCUAAACAGGUAUGUGGCAGUGUUCGCUCAGAGACCUGCACCCCUCUGCAGUGUGAGGGUGGAGACUUGUGUCCCCCGGAUGGAACCCCCCCUUGUAAAAAGGGUGAAAGGUGUGUGGGCGCCCUGCCUCUGAGCAAGAGGGCUGACGCUGAUGUUAAGGAUGUGAAAGACCGACUGGAACAGCUCACUGGGAAGAUCACAGAAGCUGCAGAGAAGCUCCAGGAAACACAUGAGAAAACCAAUCAGGUGAGACAGUCUGCAGAGAAGCUGUCCAAUAAGAUGAAGCAGGCCAAAGACGAGCUAGAAGACGACUUGAAAGAGACCCGUGACGUUGUGAAAGAUCUCAAAGAUUUCCUGUCAGACCCGUCGUCCAACUUGACCCACAUCGAGGAGGUGAGCGACUGGAUCGAGAAAGCCAAAUUGCCUCUCAACCUGGCUACUCUGAAAACGAAGCUAGAGGAGUUGAAGAAUCUGGCGUCCAAUCUACCAGACAGCACGGCCGUGUUGAAAGAGGCAGAGCCGCAGCUGGACGCAGCCAGGAAACUGCUGCAGGAAGCCGAGGACGCCAGGGAUACGGCAGUGGAUGGACAGAACGACGUGGAUGGGUUGCUGGCAGGCUUCGGCUCGGUGGAGGGCUCCCUCUCUGACUUGGAGGAGAAACUGCAGGACAGCAUGGAUCUCAUAGACAACGUGACCGACAGUCUGAAUAAGGCCAAAGACCAGCUGAGGCCAGCUGAGAAGGCUCUGGAUGAUGUAUCGACACUCAUAAAGCCAAUGAAGCCUCAGCUGGAUGAGCUUAAAGAUCUGCUGCAGAAUGGAGGCCAGCAGGCUCAGGAUGCAAAGGAAAAUUCUGAAAAUGCAGAGGAUGAAGCAGAUGCUGCAAAUAAGGAGGUGGUGUCUUUGGAGGAACAGCUGGAUCGCCUUAAAGACCAGGCCGGUGCACCAGGUGGAGAGUCGACGCCUCUGGAGGAGCGGCUGGUGAAGCUGCAGCAGGAUGCAGGAGCUCUGACCAACACCACUGAAAACAUGAUGAAGUCUCUGGAAGGUAAAGCAAAAUCUCUCAGGUCGCUGCAGGACGAGAUCCUUCAGAAGUCAAUCAACCUUGCUGUACAUGAGGCUACGCUUAAAGACCUUGUGACAGCACUUCGAAAGAAAGCGCGAGACCACAGCUUCUGCCAGGGCUGAACGUCCCUCAGCUGGCCUCGGAGCAGCAUCUCCUGCUGUCACUGCAACACUUCAGACCAGCCUUCCACACCAUUCACUGCUUCUACCAUCAGAAACAAGUGGUCACUCCCUAACUCUGGAACACUGCUCUAACUCUUCUCUAUAACAUUAUACCUCUUCUCGGCCAGUUCAAAGAUGUGGAUAUAUUGAACUUUAAAGACUAAUGUUUAUGAUCAGUGUAAACGUGGGGGGACGGCGGUACUGUAGGUUCCAUUUCACCAUCAGAAAUCCAUAAUGUGUGUACAUACCUUUUGAAAGUACCAAUAUUAUCCCAUUAUAUACAUGUUAAUGUAAUUCUCAUCAUUUAGCACUUUAUCUAUAAAAAGACCACAGGUUCUGACUUCCUGACAGCAAAGCGCCAACACAAACCUUUAUUUGUCAGCAUCAACACACUGUGAACAUUGCACCACAAUUAUUGUAUUUUUCAGGACUGAAAAAGGGUGAAUGUUACAUUAUUUAUUUUCUGUUUUGCAUCUGUUGCUGUUUAAAUAAAAGUAUGUUAAUACUUUGAUGUAUGUGUUAAAGCUUCAUGGGAGAGGCCAACAUGGUACUAGAUACUAGUACUACAUACUUAUUAAGAACAAAAUGUAUGUCACUACAUUUGUUCAUUCAAAAUCCUCCAUGACAUCACUGGUGUUGAUAGAUCUUUACUUCAGCUUGUGGCACUGAGCUCAGUUGUUUAACAAGAGAGCAGUUUAUGUACAUUUCACAGAGAACCCAGCAAACACCUAGUUUCUGUGUGUCAAUGACUUCACCUCAAAAUAAAGUU